UGUUGUAUCAAGUUCCUAAGCUUAGGCUUGGGUGAAACUGCCAUUUGUGGAAGCCCCUUUGCUACUGUGAGCUUCCCAGACCCUUUUGCAGGUGUACUCAUCCCUGUUGCACUCAUCCUGCUUCUCAGGCACCAUUGGAAGUGAGCAGUGAUAGGUGUACAGCACAGCCUCUUGUUUUCCUUCCUUCCUUCCACUUGAUAUGAAGAUAAUGGGAAUAAAAGGCUCCUGGCUCUGGCUUGGUGGCUUUUCUGGCUGUGCUGGACCACAGCCCACCACCCUGGGGAGGCUGCUUUGCUUCUCUAGUGCUCCAGCCUUGGGUUUCUGUGGGUCACUGGCUCUGGGCGGGGCUGGUUCUGCAAGCUUGCUUGGGGUGGGUUUGGCAACAUGAGGGAGAAGUUCCUAGGAGAACUGCUGGUUUGGGAAUGUGGCUGUGCCAGGGUCAGGGCCUUGAGCAGGGCUCUGGGGUGAUACUGAAUGUUUCUGCACCAUCACCUCAAUGUUGUAUAAGGACAUGAGGAUACUCAGGUGGCCUGAGGUAUUUGUUUGCCUGAAGCACUUGCAGUGCUCAUCUCUGCAGCCAUCAGUGGGAUGGGCAGCAGCCCCAAGGUGUCUUGGGUCUGUGGUUGCUUGGUGAAGGGCAGCAUUAUUGUAUUAGAGAGGAAAAGGAGUGGAAACAGGCUGCUGUGUCCUGCCUGCCCAUCUUUAGGGGGAGAGAGGGCCAUGGCCCUCAUUUCUCAGCUGCUGUGGACUGGGAGGUGAAGCUCACAAAGGCUCUGCUCUGGUUUGUGAGCUUCUGGCCCAAAAUCUCAUGUCCUCAGGCAACUUUUAUAAGAUUGGACCCCCUAAAAGGUUAUCAUGUCCCUGGCAGCCCAGUUCACAGACUUCCAGCAGAGCCCUGUCAGACCUCACUGCUGCCUUCUCUCUGCUUGGCUCUUUAUCCAGUCAUCCUAAGUGCCAUCCUAACAACUGAAUAGGCAUGGUUGCCAUGGGAACAGGAAUUGGCUGUUUAUUCUGAUUUUUGUGGCAAAUUCCAGGAGAGUUGUUGGCUGUUUUUUUAAUAGCAGACAGGAGGUGGCCCAGGUUGUGAAAGGUGGUUGACUCAGGGUGCUUUGAACUGGCCCUCGGAAUGUUCAGCUCCAAACAUCCUGUCUGAGGGGCACCUCCCCAUGGUGGCUUCUCCCUUUAUCUGCCUCUUCUGAGUAAUAACCUCCUUGCUGACACAUCUGGAGAGGGAGAAGGACAGGCAGGAGUCACAGUUGCAGAAAAGGACUGGAAAGCCCAUGAGGAGGAGAAAAGUGAGUCCUCCUUAGGUGGUAGAAGCCUACAGAGAGCAAGGAGCUCUAGAGGUCUUUCUGGAGGGAACAAGACCAUACCCAGGUCUAGAGAAUGAGCCCGAUGCCAACAACUUUUUUGGGCAGUGCCCUCCGGGGCACUUUCUUCUUCGCCUUUGGCCUGUGGUGGUCAGUGAGGUACCCCCUGAAGUACCUCAGGAGGAAAGGGGGUGCUGAGGGCCAGCCGGGCCGUGGGCACACGGAGGUCUUCGAAGGCGCAGUCAAAGCUUUCUUUGCUCUAGUAGGGAUACUGGUGGAGCAGUUUGUCCCCACUGGUCCCCACCUGCAGCUGUACAGCCCCAAGACACACAUCUGGACUGACCUCACCCACUGGCACUACUCCACCAUCUACCUCUUCUUCCUCCUCUCCGGCAUCACAGAUAUGGUCUCACACUCCCCACUCAAGCUGCCCCCUGGCUUGGACCGGCUCUCGCUGUCCCUGGCUCUGCUUGUGGAAGGUUUGCUCUUCUGUUUCCGUGACUACAGUGAUGCUAUGCUGGACCAGCACCUCCACUCCCUGCUGGCCAUGGCUAUCUUUGCUGGAGCCCUCUGUGCCCUCCUAGAGGUGUUCCUCCGAGACCAUAUCAUCCUGGAGACAUUCAGGACCAGCUCCUUCCUUCUCCAGGGCUCUUGGCUUUGGCAGAUUGGGUUUGUGCUGUCCCCUCCAUGGGGAGGACCAAGCUGGGACCAGAGCGACUACAGCAACCUCUUGUUCCUCACCAUGUGCUUCUGCUGGCAUUACUUGGGUGCUCUCGCCAUUGUGGCCACCAAUGCUGCUUCAUCCCGCUGCUGCAAUGAGUCCUGCCAGCUGAAAUUUGGGGACAUCGACGUGGAAUUGGACUGUGGCUUGUGCCUCCAUAGAGGGAAGAAGAGCUCCGGUGGCGCCUUGCUGCCGGAGAGCAGCUUGGAUGACAAAUGAGGCUGUGGUGGGCAUGGAAAUCUCUUCCCUGAUGGUUUAGAGCUCUUGAGAUGAGGUUUUUAAUUAGUCUUGAUAAACUACAGCGGCACUUGACAGUGGAGCAUCAGAAGUAGAAGGCAAGACCCUGAGGCAGAGCGUGACAGGAGAUGCUAAGUCUUUCCUUGUGCAUCCCUUUGGUAACCAUGAGUUCAUAAUUCUCUGAGCUGCAGCUCAGGCUGCAGACUGCAGGACUAGUUUGCUGUUGGAGUCCAACUGGAGUGGCAAAUCAGACUAUCUUUUCUAACAUUUCCCUUCUGCUUCCUCAGAAGGGAGCCAAGAGAGCGUUCAAAGCUCCUGGUGGCUGUCGUUCACUCUGGUGUUAAUGGAAAGGGUUUUGUACUAAGCUAAAUGUACAGACUAUCUGUGAUCACCAAUAAAGUGCUUUAACACA
This is a messenger RNA of Haemorhous mexicanus (house finch), 2680 nucleotides long. Its product is annotated as transmembrane protein 45B-like. NCBI's taxonomy places the organism in Eukaryota, Metazoa, Chordata, Aves, Passeriformes, Fringillidae. The record is from RefSeq and is a predicted model, not a curated record. The transcript has 7 exons. Bases 1387 to 2250 code for a protein of 287 amino acids.